AGGCCCGUCUACCAGUAGCACCGGACCAGAGCUUGGUGGGAGAACUCGGAAACCGCUAGUCUCCGUUCGCUUGUGCCUAUCGCGUCCGCGCGAUAUGACCCACGCGAAGAACGAUCGCGAUAGUUCUGUUUUAACACUUCUUGUAGGUAAAGAUUUCGCGGUUUUAGUGAAACUACCUGGAAAUCCGACUGAAAAAGAUUUCCCAAGUUUAUAUGGCAUGAUCAACGAGGAAAAUGGUGAUGUUAAAUAAAUAACUUUUCUUCAACACGCCCUGUCUGUGUUCUUUUAGGCUAGAACUGUUUUUCUUUGGAACAGGAAAAGGAUACAGGAAACUCAUGUCUGUUUGGAGCACCAACACUGUCGGCCUAGAUUUGGGCAAAACAUCCAAAAGUAACGGCAUUGAAAGCGGCAACAGCAUCCUUUUUAAUAGAAAUAGCCACAUUAUUAAGUGUCACAAGAUGUCUCAGCUAGAAGACGAAUUACACACGCCUCGUUACCUCUCCUGGCGAAAACUACACCUCUCCAGGGCCAAACUCAAGGCUUCCAGCAAAACCUCCGCGUUACUAUCGGGUUUCGCCAUGGUGGCCAUGGUGGAGCUGCAAAUUUCGGCGGAUUCCAACCCUCCGAUCCCCAGCCCCAUUCUAGUGACGUUCGCCAUCAUAACUACUCUCUUGGUUGCCGUCCACAUGCUAGCCCUUAUGAUAAGCACCUGCAUCUUGCCCAAUAUCGAGGCGAUCUGCAGUUUGGACACCAUCAACCUGGUGGAGGAGUCGCCCCACGAACGCCUCCACUGGUACAUCGAAACCGCCUGGGCGUUCUCGACCCUCAUAGGCCUCCUGUUGUUCUUGGCCGAGAUAGCGAUACUGUGUUGGGUCAAGUUCAUCACGAUCGACAGAACGGCUGCCUGGUCGGGAAGUGUCAUACUCAUCCCCAUAUUGUUUGUGUUCCUCGCGUUUGCUAUACAUUUUUAUAGGUCCUUGGUCGCGCACAAGUACGAGACUACUCUGUCCGGGAUACGGGAAUUGGAAUUGUUGAAGGAGAAAAUCGAACAGGGAGAUAUGGAAGGCCAUGGUGGGAAUGGCAUGAACGAUUUGAUUCACGUGGUUUAGCGAUCGGUUUUGUUUCUUUUUACGAUUUGAUGUUUUAAGCAAAACGGAGUCGGGUCGGCUUGGACUGUUACAAAGUUGCUUUACUUAACGGGCAAGGUUUCUGCAGAAACGUUUCCACUUUCGUAGAUAUACAGGGUGAGGUCGAAUAUAUUGCCGGGACUAGAAGUCUGUAAUAGUCCUUUUAAAAAUAAAUAUGGUUUUUCAUAUGAACAUUUUUCUAAAUAUGCUCCAUUUUGGAUCUAUAAGGUGAUAAGGUUUAAAAAAACUACCAUAUUUUAUAUUUUUUCUAAUUGGAUUUAUUUAUUUUGCAUCCCAGGCAAAUCGUAGAACUAAUUUUCUUGUUUGAAUUAAUUUUUUGUACAUCAUGUUAGCCAUUAUAAAACAGUGCUAAGUUUAUUUGCAAGUUUCCAUUAGUUGGGAAUAUAUAGGGUGUUCUAGAGUGCACACGCCAAACCUUAUCUGGUGAUCCAGCACCUCAAAAUCAUAAAAAAAGUUCUUCUAAAUGUUAUUCAUAGAAUGCUUCGUUUUCAAGAUACAGAGUGUUGAAAUUUAAAUAACAAUCAUCUUUAUUUAAGUAUCUCGUAAAAUAAUUGACUUAGAUUGAUCAAACUUGAGGUAAUCAAUUAUGGGCAAAAAUUUGUUGAGUUGCUACCCAAAUUUAUCAAUCAGUGAUAGAGAUACCUUCUCUAAGAACCCUAGAAUUUUAUUGCCAAGAAGUUUCGGAAAUACGAAUGUUUUACUCGAGAACUGAGCCAUUUGUUAUUAUUAAUUAAAAUAAGCAAAAUUUAUAACAAAAAAUGUAUAUUUUUUUUUCUGAAAGAAUAGUUUUGGAGUUGUUUUCGAUUUUGCAACUUCGAAGGCUUAUUUUAAAUUUAAAACAAUAAUUUUGCAAAAAUGGUUUGUUUUUCGAAUAAAAUGGAGUACACGUUUCUUUUGUUAAACACAAACCGGAAUCCAAUUCACCAAAUAUUCAGUAGUGUCGAAAUUCUGGGGUUGACGGUAUCUCCCUUCAUCUCCGCCACUGGUUAACAGAUUGAUGUAUAAACCCAGCAAAUUUUUGCUCAUAGCAUUGCAAGUUUCAUCAAUCUACGAUAAAUAUUUUAACGGGUAUUUAAAUAAAUGAGAUUUUUAUUUAAUUUAAGCACUAUCUUGAAAAUGAAACGUUCUACGACCCACAUUUUUAUUAACAAUUUUUUCUUAUUUUGAAGUGUUCUAUCACCAUGGCGGGACAACUUGGCUAACAUUGUAAGUCAUUCACUCUGUAUGAGAAAAAAAAA
Messenger RNA from Anoplophora glabripennis (Asian longhorned beetle), 2386 nucleotides. Its product is annotated as calcium release-activated calcium channel protein 1-like. The transcript has 4 exons. The record is from RefSeq and is a predicted model, not a curated record. Gene Ontology annotation, cellular component: membrane. Gene Ontology annotation, molecular function: store-operated calcium channel activity. Lineage: Eukaryota; Metazoa; Arthropoda; Insecta; Coleoptera; Cerambycidae. Bases 336 to 1109 code for a protein of 257 amino acids. Gene Ontology annotation, biological process: store-operated calcium entry.